AUGGCCGUUGCAGCCAAUGACACUCCACAUUUCAGGACCUUAAAACGUCGGACUGAAGACACUUUCAAGUCGCAUGCUUAUGCGCGCACGGAUCAAUUCGCCGUCGCCAGCCAACUUGAAGGACUGCAGGAGAAAUUCCAAGUCCUUUGUAGGGAUGAAUUGGCUGAUGCUUUGCGUAUCCGAGUAACGGAGCUGCAAGAGCACCAAAGCUCAUGGUUCCCCGAAAUACUAUCAUUACUUCUGCAGCUGGCAGACCGCCCUGCUCAGCGGUCCAGGGUAGACCAGGUGGUGACAGCAAAGCCCAGAGAGGAAGCGAAAUCGCUUGUCUGGGAUGAAUUGGACGCCGCUGGAUCGGCAUAUUGUGGCGAGGAUAUUUGGGAAGAUGUAGAUUAUGGUGCUGAUUCCUCUGAUGAGGACCUUGCAUCGGUGUCCACUGACAGCUACCAUACGCGCAAUCAACCAGAAACGUCUGUCACAACAGAGGAAGACUACAUGAUUCCUGACGAAGUCUUCACAUCUGGAGAGAACGACGAAUUCAUUGAAUCGAUUGCUAAUGCACAAUUUUGGAGAAAUGAAGAGAGCCCGGCCACUGAAAAAGCUGGCCCUGCUUCUCAAAUUAUUACUGAGCUCCAGGUAGUAAGGGAGACUGUAUUCAUGUUGCAAGGUCUACCUACGUCUCUGUUCUGGCGAUUCGAUGGUAAUGUUGAAAUACAUCGAAGAUAUACCAUUGCAGACCUGUCGAAUGAGGCAUUCGUCUCAUUACUGCGAUCACUGAGCUCGACAGGAGCUAAACUGGAUAUCCUUAGGCAGUUUUGCAACACUCCACAGGAGAUCCCUUAUAUGCAAACGUUUCAUCGGGGCUUGGAGAGCUGUCUUAGAGAGUUCGAUUUGUUUCUAUCUAACGUGCAACACCAGUACCUUGCUCAGACAUCAAUCGUGUCCAUCAGUCUUCUGCAGCUCUCAGAAGAUGUUUAUCGGGAGUCCAGACUGCCUUUGCUGUUGUCUGACCUGGUGUCUAGCUUGAUGCCAAACACUUCAAAUACUUCAAAUACCGCUACGCAGUGUCUCGACUCACUUUAUGAUCUCGUGUGCCUGACACAAGCUGCUGGUGAUGAUGGCUUAUUUAAGGCCCUUGCCAAGUUAUUCUUCUCAUGCUUCGAAACCUAUGCACAUCCCGUCCGUAUGUGGAUGGAGAAAGGCCAGUUGGAUGAUUCUGCAGCUGGAUUUUUCAUACGCAACAGUCAAAGUGACAGUGAUCUGCGAACGCUAUGGCAUGAUUGGUACUCACUGGAUGCGAUACUCCCGAAUUCCCCGAAGUUUAUCCAACCUUUUGCGUCCAAGAUCUUCAUAACUGGCAAAAGCAUGGUUUUUCUGCGACAUCUGAAUACGUCUGAGGACGAUGAGACUCCGCGGAAGGUCUCCUUAACACUGGACGAAGUUUUACCGCCAGACUCAUCUGCGUUCUGCCUUCCGUUCUCCGUUCUACUCGAGUUUUCAUUCGGAAAAUUAGUUGAUGAAAACCAUGCCUACACUUCGGCUUUGUUAAGGACGGAGCUUGGCCAGCAAUGUGGUUUGUGGACAUCCCUUCAAGCACUGGAGUAUAUCUAUCUCGGCAAAGACAUGAGCAUUUUCGGACCGAUUGACAGCAAGAUAUUCGACCUCAUGGACAGAGGGAAAGGUGCUUGGAGUGAUCGAUUCCUGCUUACUGAAGUGGCUCAAAGCGCCUUCGGUGCUUUGCCAUUCAUCGACCCUUCCCGGCUUCUCGUUCGAACACCCAAGGAAGCACACAGCAAUGCAGUAAGCCGCAGCCGCUCAGUCAAGGUGCUAGACGCCAUAUCGUUCGACUACAUCUUGCCCUGGCCUGUAGCCAAUAUAAUCACGAAAGACACUCUUAUGGGAUACCAACGCAUCUCCACUUUCCUUAUGCAACUCCGCAGAGCAAAGCAAACGAUAGUAAAGCAGCGCUUGCAACACAACAACCAAUCUGACAAAAUUCAAGAUUCAAGGAACAACACGCUGAGCUAUGCUCUCAGACACAACAUGCUCUGGUUUCUCAACGCAAUCUACAGCCAUAUGACUGAUUUUGUCAUCUCCGCAGCGACGAAGUCCUUGCGCAGUGACCUUUCUGCUUCUGCCGACGUGGAUGCCAUGGUAGCGGCGCAUCGCUCAUUCAUGCACUCCUUGGAGGAACAAUGCCUUUUAUCCACCAACCUGAAUGCUCUUCACCAAGCUAUCAUCACAAUCCUUGACCUCUGCGUCAGCUUUGCAGACAUUCAAAACUCACGCUAUGGUGACCAUAGCCUCGAUCACGCGCGCACCGCCACCAAGAGCGCAAAAUCUAUGCAUCGCAGGAACACACAGCGCUCUGAACCUGACCUGGAUGACCCAAGCGAUGAGGACGAUGACGAUGACUCCGACUUAGACGAAGAUAACCUCGCUGCCUCGUUUCACGAAACCCACUACAUGCAACGAGUACGAGAUAUCAAAGACCAGUUCAAUCGUCUAUUAGCGUUCAUUGUGGCUGGUCUAAGGGGUGUAGGGCGUGUCGACGGCCAACUUAGUUGGGAGAUAUUGGCCGAGAAGCUCGAGUGGAGGAAGGCAAGUGGACAGCAGCAGAGUCUUAUACUGUAA
Messenger RNA from Aspergillus niger, 2631 nucleotides. RefSeq lists its product as uncharacterized. Gene Ontology annotation, molecular function: gamma-tubulin binding; microtubule minus-end binding. Bases 1 to 2631 code for a protein of 876 amino acids. Gene Ontology annotation, biological process: meiotic cell cycle; mitotic cell cycle; microtubule nucleation. Gene Ontology annotation, cellular component: centrosome; gamma-tubulin complex; equatorial microtubule organizing center. The transcript has 2 exons. The record is from RefSeq and is a predicted model, not a curated record. Lineage: Eukaryota; Fungi; Ascomycota; Eurotiomycetes; Eurotiales; Aspergillaceae.